Molecule: messenger RNA, 932 nt
Organism: Harpegnathos saltator (Jerdon's jumping ant)
Lineage: Eukaryota; Metazoa; Arthropoda; Insecta; Hymenoptera; Formicidae
Exons: 5
Coding region: 83-466 (127 amino acids)
Source: RefSeq, a predicted model, not a curated record
UUCAUUUGACGAAGACUAGUCCAUAUUCAAAAUCCGUGUACUUCAAUUUGUUACUUACUUAAAUAUAUUCAAAAAAUUAAGAAUGAAAAUUUUGAUUAUUGUUGGUGUACUGUUCUUUACGAUAAUGAGUUACAGUUAUAAUGUUGAACGUGCAUGGGAAGCUGUGGAGCAUGUACAUAAUUGCCAACAAAAACUUAAGACAAGAGCACUCUUUAGCAAUUUAUUACUAUGUAUAAUGGUACACGAUGGACAGGUUUUGAAUGCGCAUGGCCAAUUUAGAGUAAGCGCAGCCUUAAGAUUUAUUAAGGAUGUUAUUGCUGACAAGGAAUCAAUGAGAGAGGCUCAAGCGUUAUUCAACGAAUGUUACAAAAACGAGUUUAAAAAGGCAUCAUCACGAAUUAAUCGUACGGAAAACAUAGCCAUAUGCGCCAUGCCAAUUAUACGUUUCUUUAGCCGACCACAGUGACAUCAGCUUUACUUCAUAUAUCAUAAGAAAUGCUGGAUUUUUAUUGAAUUCUUCCAACAAUUGUUUUAUAGCUCUUGUAUUGUUUGACCUCUUUUUGUUGACUUUUAUAUUCAUGACACAGUUAAAAAAAAAGUUGCUGUUUUCGCAAAAAACUUUUGAUACUAAAAAUAUCGAUAUCGAGCAAGAUGGAAAAUAAUUGUCUGAAUAGUUGUGUGACAAGAUGCGUCUGAAUUGUUUCAAGCUCACUUUAAUCGUUCAUUAAUAGUUUCAUUUAUUCAAAAACCCGUUUAAAAAGAUUUAUCGAGAAGAAAGAUUUGAUUAAUGUUUAUCCGCGUUAUUUAUCUUUAAUUUGUAAAGUUCAAGAAAACUUUUCUCGAAAAUAAGUUAAUUAAAUCUCGCUAUUUAUGUCUAAUUAAAUUAUCACUAUUAAUUGAAUAUCAUGCAAAUGUUUAAUUUUUCUCGAUAU